Strongylus vulgaris is the source of this 1650-nucleotide messenger RNA. The record is from the annotation of a GenBank genome assembly. Lineage: Eukaryota; Metazoa; Nematoda; Chromadorea; Rhabditida; Strongylidae.
AUGGAUCGUUCGUUAACGCCUCCGCUGCAGCGUGGCCGCGAAACUCCCUCCAAUGACAUAAUGAGCGCCUACGUGAAGAGCGAGCUAAGCGAAGAUCAUAGCGAGCAAACGCUGUCAUUUGAUUGUGUGAAGGAGAAAAGUGGAAAGAAGUCAAAAUCGGAGAAGAGUCGAGAGCACAUCCGAAGACCGAUGAACGCAUUCAUGAUUUUCUCAAAGCGACAUCGACCCAUGGUCCACAACAGGUAUCCAAAUCGCGACAAUAGAACUGUGUCGAAAAUUCUGGGCGAGUGGUGGUAUGCCUUAGGUGCUGACGAGAAACAACAAUAUCAUAAGCUUGCGACACAGGUGAAAGAGGCUCACUUCAAAGCUCAUCCAGACUGGAAAUGGUGCGCCAGAGAUAAAAAAACUAGAUCGGAUGAAACGCAUAUGGAAACUCCAAAAUCUGAAAAGUCAUUCAACUUCGACUUUAAAGUUAACGAUGAGUCAAGCUUCGUUGAAGGCUCCGAUAACGACAUCUUCAGUCCAACAACACCGACUCUACCGCGACCCACACCUCUGCGUAGAGAUAGCAUUGACAUAGGACUCGAGUCGCCAAUAAUGAGCCCGACAGUCGCAGGGCUCUCCAACUUUGUGCCUCCGUGUAUAAGUAUUCCAUCAUCACCAUUGAUUGGCUCAGCAUUCGACAUGAGCAUUUUACAAAAAGCCGUUUCCGGGCAGCUACCAUCAGUUCGCCCUCCGUCACGUUUCCUUACCCCACCUGCGAUUGGGACCAUUUCGCCAAUGCCAUCAAAUGCAAUAUCACCGAAUCUCUACAACUUUUGUGCGCCGUCUCCAAGCGCUGGCAGCUUGCUGCAAGGGCUAGGCUCCCCUUCACUCAACGAUUUCUCGCCGACAAUAUCAGCUUCGCAGCGAAUGUCACCAAUAAGCCCGAUGUGGAUAAAGAGUGCGCCGAUACUUGUAAGUCCGCGCUCGGGAGAUUCUGCGUUUGCGUUUCCGCAAGGGAAGUCCAUCUCUGCACUGGACCAGACAUUGAAUAACUUACAGGAUCGGAACGAGCAAAAUAACUCUAAAAUGAACGCCGUUGGCCGAAGUCAAAAGUUUGUGCUGAUGCCUACUCCUGCGCAGCGAGGCGUGGCGAAAGGACAAAAGCGUGCACUGAGCGCGUCGGGAGCAGAAGAAGAUUCGAAUUCCACGAAAGAUGCUGUCUCAAAAGGCAGCGAAAAUAAGACUAACACCGUGAAAAAAUUCUUCAAGCGUACCGACGAAACUAUGGACAGAGUGUUGGAUCAAGUCGAUUUUCAAAAUAAGUUUGCGAAGCUCCCGGAAUUCACUGUUGAUCAACUAAAGAGUGGUUCACCAGGAAGUCUGCCGCCUACACCGUCGAAGUUGAUCCGUAACUUAAUGGAGAAAGUCCGCUACUCACCUGGAAAUCCCCCUCUCGUCACGAACGCUUGUAGUGACAUCUUUUUUGGUCCAGCUUUCAAUAGUGCUUCUCCUGACCUAACAUCCACAGAGGACAUCAUACCAUGCAGCCCUCUAGACGAGAAAAGCGCCAGUAAGAAAUUGCUCGAACAGCGACGACUUCUAGUAUGCCAUUUAUUGGAGAGCGCUGGACUUUUUCCAUCAUGUAAGUGGAUGAAAUUGGAUUAA